CGAUUAAGCAGCAGUAAUCAACUAAAAAUGUCGCCAAUCUCGGACUUUCGCAAGAAGAAGCUGCUGUAUGUGUUCAAUGUAUUCUUCGAUGUCAACCAGAGUGGAGAAAUCGACCGUAAAGAUUUCGAAUUAGCUAUCCAGAAAAUCUGUGAACUUCGCGGCUGGCCGGCUGGUAAUCCAAAGAAUGUAGAAACGCACGAUAGUAUGUUCAAGAUCUGGGAAGGCUUGCGCUCCAAGGCGGAUAAAGAUAACGAUGGUCAGGUGUCUGUUGAUGAGUGGUGCAACAUGUGGGAUGCCUAUGCUAAGGACCCAAGUACUGUUAUGGACUGGCAACUGAGAUACAUGAAUUUCAUGUUUGACCUCGAAGAUGCCUCACACGACGGAACAAUCGACGGUGAUGAAUUUUCGAUUGUAUGCUCUAGCUACGGUGUGGAUAAAAACGAGUGUCAGGAAGCGUUCAAGAAGAUGUCAAAGGGUGCAGUGGAAGUAAACCGUGAGCAGUUUGCUGAGCUAUGGCGUGAAUACUUUUCAUCGGAUGAUCCAACCUCCCCCGGUAACUUCAUUUUUGGCAAAACAUCUUUUUAACGGAUUCAUAGCCUUUGAAUGUG
Molecule: messenger RNA, 608 nt
Organism: Anopheles maculipalpis
Lineage: Eukaryota; Metazoa; Arthropoda; Insecta; Diptera; Culicidae
Gene: Scp2
Product: calexcitin-1
Exons: 7
Coding region: 28-585 (185 amino acids)
Molecular function (GO): calcium ion binding
Source: RefSeq, a predicted model, not a curated record